GACCCGCCAGAGAAAAUGGCGGCGGCGGCGGGGAAUCGCACCUCGUCGUCGGGAUUAUCCUCGGGCAGCAGCGCGGACGCCGCCGCCGCCGCCUCCGGGAGCCUGCAGAGCGGCGCGGGGAGCGUGCCCGGCAGCGGCGGGGGGCUGCUGCGGGCGGCGGGCGGCGGGUGCCGGGAGCAGCGCUCCGACUGGAGACGGAAGCAGCUGCGCAAAGUGCGGAGCGUGGAGCUGGACCGGCUGCCGGAGGCGCCGCUCUUCCUGGCCGGUUCGCCGGAGUCCCCCGACCUCUCGCCGCCCCGCUGCCUCGCCGGCGGCUCCGGCCCCGCCAGCCCCGCGUCCUCCCCCGGCCGCUGCGCCGCGCCCCACGAGCCGCUGCCGGACGGGAGCCCCGCAGGAGCCGACCCCGCCGCCGAGAGGAGGAUGGAGCCGUCUCCCCCUGCCGGUCGUGACAUGGAGAAUAAAGAAACCCUCAGGGGGUUGCAGAAAAUGGAUGACCGCCCAGAAGAGCGCAUGAUCAGGGAGAAACUCAAGGCAACAUGUAUGCCAGCCUGGAAGCAUGAAUGGCUGGAAAGGAGAAGCAGGAGAGGCCCUGUGGUGGUAAAACCAAUCCCAGUGAAAGGUGAUGGCUCUGAAAGCAACAAACUAUCAAUAGAACCUCACGUUGAAGGGCAAAGCAAUGCUUCUGCAACUCAGAAAGGAAGACGUAGCCCUUCUCCUAGUAGCUCCUCAUCCUCAUCCUCUAGAACUGUUAAAUCAGAAUCACCAGGUGUUAGAAGAAAAAGGGUAUCUCCAGUGCCUUUUCAAAGUGGGAGAAUAACACCACCUCGAAGAGCUCCGUCUCCAGAUGGCUUCUCACCAUAUAGCCCUGAGGAAACAAAUCGUCGUGUCAACAAAGUUAUGCGAGCCAGAUUGUACCUGUUGCAGCAGAUAGGACCUAAUUCUUUCUUAAUUGGAGGAGACAGCCCUGAUAACAAGUAUAGGGUGUUCAUUGGGCCUCAGACAUGCAGUUGCGGGCGUGGAACAUUUUGUAUUCAUUUGCUGUUUGUCAUGCUUCGAGUGUUCCAGUUAGAACCCCCAGACCCAAUGCUUUGGAGAAAGACCUUGAAGAAUUUUGAGGUUGAGAGUUUGUUCCAGAAAUAUCACAGUAGGCGUAGCUCAAGGAUCAAAGCUCCAUCUCGUAACACCAUCCAGAAGUUUGUCUCACGCAUGUCAAAUUCUCAUACAUUGUCAUCAUCUAGUACCUCUACAUCUAGUUCAGAAAACAGUAUGAAGGAUGAAGAAGAACAGAUGUGCCCCAUUUGUUUGUUAGGCAUGCUGGAUGAAGAGAGCCUGACUGUGUGUGAAGAUGGCUGCAGGAAUAAGUUACAUCAUCACUGCAUGUCAAUUUGGGCAGAAGAAUGUAGAAGAAACAGAGAGCCACUUAUAUGCCCUCUUUGUAGAUCUAAGUGGAGAUCUCAUGAUUUCUAUAGUCAUGAAUUGCCAAGCCCUGUGGAUUCUCCUUCAGUUCUCCGAGUGGUUCAACAGCAAAAUCAGCAGCAGCCUACAGGUGGAUCGCAAAGGAGAACACAAGAUAGUAAUUUUAACCUUACUCAUUAUGGGGUUCAGCAGAUCCCUUCCGCCUAUAAAGAUUUAGCUGAGCCAUGGAUUCAGGUAUUUGGAAUGGAGUUAGUUGGCUGCUUGUUUUCUCGAAACUGGAAUAUACGGGAGAUGGCACUUAGACGUCUUUCCCAUGAUGUUAGUGGUGCUCUAUUACUGGCUAAUGGUGAAAGCACUGGAAAUUCUGGAAGCAGCAAUGGAAACAACACAAGUGCUGGAGCUCUGGGAGCAGCUAGUGGAUCAUCUCAGACCGGUAUCUCAGGAGAUGUUGUAGUGGAAUCCUGCUGCAGUGUGCUGUCCAUGGUCUGUGCUGACCCUGUCUACAAAGUGUAUGUUGCUGCUUUAAAAACAUUAAGAGCCAUGCUGGUUUAUACUCCUUGUCAUAGUUUGGCAGAAAGGACAAAACUACAGCGACUUCUCAAGCCAGUUGUAGAGACUAUAUUAGUUAAAUGUGCAGAUGCCAACAGCCGCACAAGCCAACUUUCAGUUUCAACGCUGUUGGAGAUGUGUAAAGGCCAAGCAGGAGAGCUGGCAGUUGGUAGAGAAAUACUUAAAUCUGGGUCCAUUGGUAUUGGUGGUGUUGAUUACAUCUUAAAUUGUAUUCUUGGAACCCAGACUGAAUCGAACAACUGGCAAGCCCUACUUGGACGUCUUUGUCUUAUAGACAGACUUUUAUUGGAAUUCCCUGGUGAAUUUUAUCCUCACAUUGUCAGCGGGGAUGUUUUACAGGCUGACACUGUAGUAGACAGGUAUAAGAAGCUGCUGUCCCUCUUGAAUUUUGCCUUGCAGUCAAUUGAUAAUUCCCACUCAAUGGUGGGUAAAUUGUCCCGGAGGGUAUUUUUGAGUGCUGCAAGAAUGGUUGCAAGAGUACCCCAUGUGUUCGUAAAACUAUUAGAAAUGUUGAGUGUGACAAGCUCAACUCAUUACACAAGGAUGCGUCGACGAUUGUUGGCAAUAGCAGAUGAAAUGGAGAUUGCAGAAGCCAUCCAGCUAGGCAUGGAAGAGGUGCAUUCUGUGGAAUGCAGAUGUGAUGACUUUAUGCAGCUAUCUGCCCCAGAUAACUCUCCAGAAACAACAGAAAGUAAUACUCCUAACAAUACUGUCCAGUUAUCAGGGAAAAGUGGAAGAGGAUUGGGUGAUAAAAAAUUGAGUGCCGGUCCAGAGGACAUUUCUGAGAUACUGGCUGGCAUUUCUUUAGGACUUCCUGUUUCAUCAGUAACCACUGAGCAACCAAAGCCAGCCGUUCAAACAAAAGGCAGACCCCAUAGUCAGUGUUUGAACUUUUCUCCCUCAUCCAGUCAUUCCCAGUCAUUAUUCCCAAUACUGCCCUCUCCCUCAACCCCAGCUGUACCAGUUGGCCCUGUAACAGAUAUGUCUAAAGUCAGACCUCAGGGAUUCAUUCCCUGCAAAAUACCCUCAACUUCUCCUCAAACACAACGGAAACUUUCUCUACACAUAGAAAGAAACUGUUCUGAAAAUAAAGAACCAGAGAAACUUUCCCCAGUUUUUACCCAGGCCAGAGCUAUGCCAUCCAGUCAUAUACACAGGCCAAAGCCAUCUCGACCUACUCCAGGUGAAGCCUCAAAAACCAAUAUGACACUUGAUCUGAAUGAUAUUUUACAGUGUGACAGCAGUAGCAGUUGUAGUAAUGCAAUUAUACCAAGUGAAGAGACCGUGUUCACACCAGUAGAGGAGAAGAGUAGUCAACUGGAUGUCAAUGCAGAGCUCAAUUCCAGUAUUGAGGACUUACUUGAGGCCUCUAUGCCUGCAAGCGAUGGCACGGUUACAUUCAAGUCGGAAGUUGCAGUUCUUUCUCCUGAACGGGUGGAAAACGAUGACACUUACAAAGAUGAUGUAAAUCAUAAUCAAAAAUGCAAGGAAAAGAUGGAAGCCGAAGAAGAGGAGGCUUUAGCUAUUGCCAUGGCAAUGUCAGCGUCUCAAGAUGCCCUACCAAUAGUUCCCCAACUACAGGUUGAAAAUGGGGAAGAUAUCAUAAUUAUUCAGCAGGAUUGCACAGACAUAAGGAGGACACAGUUCCUAGGAAUUCGAAUCAAAUACAGAUACAGACAAGCAGCUGCCAGUACACCGGAAACACUGCCUGGACAUACCAAAGCAAAACACCAUUACAGAGAAGAUGCGGAAUGGCUCAAAGGUCAGCAAAUAGGCCUUGGAGCAUUUUCAUCCUGUUAUCAAGCUCAAGAUGUAGGAACUGGGACAUUAAUGGCGGUGAAACAGGUGACGUAUGUCAGGAACACAUCAUCUGAACAGGAAGAGGUAGUCGAAGCACUGAGAGAAGAGAUAAGGAUGAUGAAUCAUCUGAACCAUCCUAAUAUCAUUCGAAUGUUGGGUGCUACAUGUGAGAAGAGCAACUAUAAUCUCUUUAUAGAAUGGAUGGCAGGGGGAUCAGUUGCUCAUUUGUUAAGUAAAUAUGGAGCUUUCAAAGAAUCAGUUGUUAUUAACUACACAGAACAACUGCUGCGUGGCCUUUCUUACCUCCAUGAGAAUCAGAUUAUCCACAGGGAUGUCAAAGGUGCCAAUUUGCUAAUUGACAGCACAGGUCAUAGAUUAAGAAUUGCUGAUUUUGGAGCUGCAGCCAGGUUGGCGUCAAAGGGAACUGGUGCUGGAGAGUUUCAGGGACAGUUGUUGGGAACUAUUGCAUUUAUGGCACCAGAGGUACUGCGGGGCCAGCAAUAUGGUAGGAGCUGUGAUGUAUGGAGCGUUGGCUGUGCUAUUAUAGAAAUGGCUUGUGCUAAACCACCUUGGAAUGCUGAGAAGCACUCCAAUCACCUAGCUUUGAUAUUUAAGAUUGCUAGCGCAACUACUGCACCGUCAAUCCCCUCACAUCUGUCUCCUGGUUUAAGAGAUGUGACCCUUCGGUGUUUAGAACUUCAACCUCAGGACAGACCCCCAUCACGGGAACUGCUGAAACACCCAGUCUUCCGUACUACAUGGUAGCUAAUUAUGUAAAAAUUAUGAUUUACUGAAGAUGCUACUGAAUAUGGAACAAUGCCCAUCUCGCAGUGCUGUUUAGCACCGCAGCAUGUAUUAUUCUACUGGUCUUAAUUAUACAUCAAGGAUUUAAGGCCAGUGGAGGAUCCUUACCUAAGUAUGUGAUUGACAAAUCGAGAUCUUUACCUAAGCUCAGUAUGCAACCUUUCACAACUUGUGAAGAAAUAUGUGAACUGUGCCUUUUCAAAGAUCUGGCUCAAGGUGAACAAGCAAACAUUUUUCUUUAAAUCUGCAUGAUUGUUUAGCAGAUAAGAUUUAUUUUCUUUUGGAGCACUUUUUCAGCAAUAUUAGCAGCUGAGGGGCUCAGGAUCUAUUUUAAUGUUGCAAUCACUGUUCCGUUUCACGUUGUGGUCAUAAGCAGAGGGUUCUGCAAUUCCAUUCAGUUUUUCAUCACUGACUAAAAAGGAAAUUCUGUAUAUGUUCCUUUUAUUUCACAAAGUAUGUUCUCUUAGUGGAGUAAUAAAUACAAACAUGGAUGAAUACUUUUAAAACCAUAUUCUGCCUUCAUUAAAAAUGUGACAAGGCAGCUGUGAUUCACUGUGCAUUUACUGCUGGCCCUGUAAUUUCCUUUUUGAAGUUAUGGUUCUAUACUUUCAUUUUAUUUUACAUUCAGGGAAAGGUGAUCUUUAAAACAAUCAAUCUUCAGAACUAGGUGCAAACUAGAUGUCACUGAAUAUCUUGCUGAUUGAAGAAUACAGGUUUAUUUGAAAUCUGAAAAAAAAAAACUGAUAGUUUCAGGCUCUCAUAGUGCAGGUAUUUUUUUUUUUU
Messenger RNA from Trachemys scripta elegans, 5373 nucleotides. It is a transcript of the gene MAP3K1, whose product is annotated as mitogen-activated protein kinase kinase kinase 1. NCBI's taxonomy places the organism in Eukaryota, Metazoa, Chordata, Testudines, Emydidae. The record is from RefSeq and is a predicted model, not a curated record. The transcript is spliced from 21 exons. Bases 16 to 4551 code for a protein of 1511 amino acids. Gene Ontology annotation, molecular function: protein kinase activity; ATP binding; zinc ion binding. Gene Ontology annotation, biological process: protein phosphorylation.